Messenger RNA from Onychostoma macrolepis, 1665 nucleotides. It is a transcript of the gene slc22a7a, whose product is annotated as solute carrier family 22 member 7a. Gene Ontology annotation, cellular component: membrane. The transcript is spliced from 10 exons. The coding region runs from base 1 to 1665 and encodes 554 amino acids. Gene Ontology annotation, biological process: transmembrane transport. Gene Ontology annotation, molecular function: transmembrane transporter activity. NCBI's taxonomy places the organism in Eukaryota, Metazoa, Chordata, Actinopteri, Cypriniformes, Cyprinidae. The record is from RefSeq and is a predicted model, not a curated record.
AUGAGGUUUGAGGACGUCCUUCAUGAAAUUGGUGGCUUCAACAAGUUCCAGUUUCUGGUUCUAUACAUCCUAUGGCUCCCACGCGUCAUCCUCCCACUGCACUUCCUGCUCCACAACUUCAUCUCAGGUGUGCCACCCCACAACUGUGCCCUGCCUCACUUGGAUGACCGGUACGCAGCUGGCACAAAGGACAGCACUGAGGUGUCUGCACAGAUUCUGGCACUUGGCAUCCCACGUAAUGCAGAUGGGUCCUACAGCUCCUGCAAGAUGUACCCCCUUCCUCUGGACUUUGACCCUAAUGCUGACCUCUCCCUAGUGUAUGGAAACCGAUCAAAUGUGUCGGUGCCAUGCCAAUAUGGAUGGGUAUAUGACCGCUCACAGUUCACCUCAACAACCGCAACUGAGUGGGAUUUGGUAUGUGACAGCAAAAAGCUAAACCAAGCCCUUGCCACGUUUUUCUUCAUUGGAGUGACAAUCGGUGCUGUCUUGUUUGGCCAGUUGGCAGAUAAGUUUGGCCGUAAGCCGAUGAUUCAGGUUUCCUUUGUGGCCAGUUCUAUUUUUGGAAUUGUUGAAGCUUUUUCUACAUCUUACGUGAUGUUCGCCAUAGCAAGAACCUUGUGUGGACUGGCCCUGACUGGGAUGUCUAUCACCACAAUCGCCCUGUGUGUUGAGUGGACAGACGUUAAACAUCGCACAUUUACAGGUACCAUCAUUAGUAUCGGGUGGAGUGUAGGGAACAUGCUUUUGGCUCUUCUGGCAUAUCUCAUCAGGGACUGGAGGCACCUCAUCCUGGUAGUGACUUCACCUUGCCUUGUGGGCAUAAUUGCCUGGUGGUGGAUUCCUGAGUCAGCAAGAUGGCUGCUAGCCAAUGGCAGGGUGGAUGAGGCACAGAAGUAUCUCAUUCAGUGUGCUAAAAUGAAUGGAAAGCACACUCAUAAACUAGACACUGAGACCUUAAAGAAAAUCACUGUUAGUGAGGUCUCCAACAAGAAUCAUUCCUACCUCGAUCUAGUGAGGACACCGAAACUGAGGAAGAUUGUGUUUUUCUCAGGGAUUUUCUGGUUUGCAGUUGCUUUUACCUACUAUGGCAUCAGCUUCAACAUCACUGGGUUUGGUCUGAACAUCUAUCUCACGCAGUUUGUCUAUGGAGUUAUUGAAGUCCCAGCUAAGGUCGGGACCUACCUCACUCUAGAUUGGAUCGGACGCAGAAAUGGCCAGGCAUGGUCUCUCAUUAUAGCAGGAGCUCUGAUUGGACUAAACAGUAUAAUUCCAACAGAGUUUUCUGCUGUGCGGACAGGGAUUGCAGUUAUUGGGAAGGGAUUCUCUGAGGCAGCAUUUACCAUUGCCUUCUUGUACACAUCUGAGCUUUACCCUACUGUACUCCGGCAGUGCGGCUUGGGCUACACCUCUUUUAUAGCACGUCUUGGAGGUUCGCUGGCUCCCAUGGUCAUAUUAUUGGAGGACAUGUGGCGCUUUGCACCCUCUCUAGUGUUUGCUACCACUGCAGUUCUCAGUGGAUGUGUGGUCUUCCUUCUGCCUGAGACCACGAAUGUUCAGCUUCCAGAAAAUGUUCUGGAUAUAGAGGAGGGCAGGCACACAAUGACCACGGAAUCAGAGAGGGAUGUUGAACUGAAUGAGAUGAAUCCAGCACCUGCAAAUUUAUAA